Molecule: messenger RNA, 1183 nt
Organism: Drosophila novamexicana
Lineage: Eukaryota; Metazoa; Arthropoda; Insecta; Diptera; Drosophilidae
Product: ATP synthase subunit s, mitochondrial
Exons: 3
Coding region: 200-883 (227 amino acids)
Source: RefSeq, a predicted model, not a curated record
UUAAUCAAAUUUAUUUGUAAAAAAAUUGUUUUUCAACCAAAUUUAAAAAUGGAUAAAGUUUCGAUGGGAAUAACAACCGUUAAAGGCGUUUUAAAUUAAUGCCAACAUUAAUUUGUUGCCCACUCGUUCGUUGCGACAACAGUGCUGUAUAACGCACAUAGCUGCGAGCUGAAUCAAAACAGCUGUUUUGUUUUUAGCAAUGUCGUUGUUACACACAGUUAUUAAAUCAUUAUCUAAACGUUUAAUAUUGCAAGGCGCUGGCGUUCAGCAAAAUUAUUUGCGUAUCGCCGCCAAACCCCAUCAUGCAGACUCCCGAACAUUUGCAACACCAACGCGCAGUAUUUGGGGCUAUGUGGCUGUGGCCUUCAACCAGGUGGACGCAGAUCGUUUGGCAAAAGUGGGUCCGAAUCGGCUCUGCGCCGAGUGGGUGGUAAAAAACGGUGGCGGCGUACGCUUUACAGAGAGUCCAACCAAACUAUGGAAGGACUACAAUCAGCUGCCGUCGGAGAACACUGCGUUUCGCAUUAAAGUUGUAGAUGCCUCAAAUGCUUCGGUCAUGAAAAUUGGGCUCGAACAUUUGAAAGGCUGCGACCACAUAGACACGGUCAUCUUUCACAAUUGUAAGCACCUGGAGAAUGAGGGUCUGAACGGGCUGUCCCAUAUUAGCAAGUCGCUGACACGUCUGCAGGUGUCCGGCUGUUAUAACAUCAGCGACUCGGGCUUGGCCAUCAUCAGCGAGCUGCACAAUCUGAAGCAGUUGCUCAUCUUUGAUAUGAUCUACGUCAAGAAUAUGGAAGAAGUGGCGCGCAGCCUCAAAUCAAGUCUGCCCGAAUGUGAUAUUCAAGCCACCAAAUUCGCCGUGCAGUUGAAAAAAAAUAAAUGAAAUUUUGGAACAGCAUUUCGAGGGCUUUAAGUUAAUGUCCUUGGGAGUGGCUGUGACUAUAAGGAAGGUUUUUCUACGUUGGACUUUUCAAUAGGAUCUGUGCCAGAAAAAGAUAAACUGAAGAUUCUGGAAAGGUUAGCCUUGUGGAUAUUUGGAAAGAAACUGUGAUGCUCCGAUCCCUCAGCCAAGUCGCUUUGGCAAAACAUUGUAAACUUACGAAUUGCAAUAAGAAUCGCUUAUGUUUUCUGUAUCAGUGUAAUUGGUGUCAGGCAUCAUGUAUAAAAUGCUCUAAAUAACUUA